Mucor mucedo is the source of this 986-nucleotide messenger RNA. RefSeq lists its product as uncharacterized. The transcript has a single exon. Bases 17 to 769 code for a protein of 250 amino acids. The record is from RefSeq and is a predicted model, not a curated record. NCBI's taxonomy places the organism in Eukaryota, Fungi, Mucoromycota, Mucoromycetes, Mucorales, Mucoraceae.
UACACACUUUUUGUGAAUGGGAGUUUUAUUACAAAUUUCGGCGUGGGCAGUGACCACGAUAGCAGCCGAUUAUACUUUUCAUAGAUACCUAUGUCCCAAAGACACCAAAAUACCUAUUGCCACUGUCAUUGCAGUAAACGAGAUAGAGGAACCAAAGAAAGUGGUUCAAACGAUGGCAUGGCAAAUAGCCAGUCAGCCUAAUAGUUUAUUGUUUGAUUUUUCGGGCUUAGGAAUCGAUCGGCAACAAAUAUUUGACGUGCUUCAUUCCAAUUUAUCUCCCCUUGUUACAGCCGGUGUCAAGAUCUCCAGUGACAAUGCAAACGUGAUGGAAAUCACCUUACAGAGUACGAAUGUUCUCUUAUUAAAACAGACACGAUCGAUAUUAAAGCACAGAGGAAUGAAACUAAUAAAGCCUUCGAUAUACCUGUUGCCUACCAGUACCUUGUCUCACGACCCACAAACCUUGUAUUGGGUGGUGCGAAUAUUUCAUUUACCACUGGAUGCAACGUUAUUAUUAGACCAAGACCAACAUCGUAAAAAAUUGGCGGAGGCCGUUACCAAUAGUUUCAAUCAAUCUGCAAUCACUGUGAAGCCUAAAAAUAUAUUUUACGAAACCGUCACACGGUUGUCUAAUACGAUUUAUACUGGUACCGUUUCUGUCUUGAUGAAGGAAGACGUGUUUAAGAAGUCCGUUAUAACAGCACAACGCAGGUUUGUUUACUUGUCUUUUUACAAGCAUCACUUUGAAAUAGACAUCAAAAGCCUUUAGAUUUUUUUAAAUCUUUUUGAAUUCCAGGGCCAGACAUUCUCAUGAAACUUGACCAAAUACCAUUUUCCGUUUAAAAAGAGAUAUUUAUAGAAAUAAAUUUUUUUUUGAAAGAGAGCAAAAAAAAAAAAAAAAAAAAAUAUUGGGUUGUACAUGUUAUUUAGAUGUAUUAAUGAAAAAAAAGGGGGUGGGGAUGAAAAGAAAGGGUGUAUAUUUGGAA